GGCUAUUUCCAGUAAAAAGUCACAAUUCCUCGAGCCAAAGACGAGCGAGCAAAUAAAGAUCUCUGGCGCCGGGUAGCCGGCGGCGCACUCCGAUGGGCUGUAGCGCGUAUACUUGCGCCGUAAGCCUUGAUUUCUUGCUGUAAUUAGAGUUGGGCGUCGGAUUAUUAUCCUGUAAAGAACAGAAAUUCGAAUACAUUCUGUAACUUGGUUCAGCGCCGACAACGGAAGAAAAGCUUCCGGCAAUUGGGGAUUCGUUGCCAUUCAUCUCCCACCCGAGGACUAAAUUUUACAGCUUUAGCAAUGAUAAAGCCCGGUGUUGAUGGUGAGCAUUCCGUGAUGAUUGAAGAAAGUACAGAAAUAGAUGCAAGACGAGCUCGGUUUCCCUGCUGCAUUGUUUGGACACCACUUCCUGUCCUGUCUUGGUUUAUCCCUCUCAUUGGUCACAUUGGGAUCUGCAGGGAGGAUGGAGUAAUCUUGGAUUUCGCCGGACCAAAUUUUGUCUGUGUGGACAAUUUUGCAUUUGGAGCACCGGCACGCUACGUGCAAAUAAGGAAGAAUGAGUGUCGUGUUUCUCGCUACCCGGCUCCUUAUGAAAGAGAAAACAGCUGCGAAAUUGGGAGUGACACGACAACAUGGGAUGGUGCAUUGCAUAAGAGCACAGAAGAGUUCCAACACCUGUCUUAUAACCUUCUCACAUGCAACUGCCACUCAUUUGUGGCCAAUGCUUUAAACAGGUUGGGUUUCCAAGGCGGAGGAUGGAAUGUGGUUAGUGUGGCUGUUUUUCUCGCGCUCAACGGACAAUGGGUGAGAAAAACGUCUAUCUUGGGGGCAUAUUUACCGGUUCUUGUAGUGUCUGGUUUAGCAUGGGCCUUUGGGGGAUGGUCUUUUUUAACCAUCUGGGGAAUCUUCAUAGCUAUUCUUGUUGGCUGGUUUCUUGUGGGCUCUUACUGUUUCAAGAAGAUGAUCUAUGUCUAGUAAUUUUUCUUGCCACUUCUCUCCCUAUUCAGUCUGCACCUAAAACUUGUUUUCGUGGUUCAAUUUUUUUUUUUUGGAGGACUUUUUAAGUGAUUUGGCAAGCUCAAUUGAUUUAGGACCAUGCUACAGUAACCACAUUCAGAAUAGGAACCCUUUUGGGCGUGUUGUGUACUUGUGUAAUGUUUAUGAAGAGGAAAUGAUUGUGUGCUGGAUUGUCUUUGAUUGUGUCAAAGUUGGUGUUAUCCAUGAAAAAUGUUACGGAGUAUGAGACCAACUAUCUAUGUGGGAUGUGUGCUUGAGUAUUCGUCUAGUUUGAUGAAGUAUCUUGUACUCCCUCCGUCCUCUAGUUUUUGUCCACUUUUGACUUUUGGAACUGUUUAUCUAAGCACUUUGACUCAUCAAAUUCUCUCAAUGUGUAAGCCUAAAUAUAAUCAUGUGUGAUCU
Messenger RNA from Cuscuta campestris, 1419 nucleotides. The record is from the annotation of a GenBank genome assembly. Lineage: Eukaryota; Viridiplantae; Streptophyta; Magnoliopsida; Solanales; Convolvulaceae.